ACAUGAUACAGCAGAGCUCGUAUGAUUGGCAUCUUGGAUCGGCGGGAGGGAGGAGAGCAUCGUUCAGAUUUUAGGGUUUACUGGUAGAUUCUUACGAGUAAGUUUCGUAUUUGGGAAUUUACGUGAGAUUCAGCGGUGGGUUUUGAAUCGGGGUCGUGUUAGGGUUUACCGCUUCUUGUGCAUCGUUGUUUCGUCCAAUCGAGGAAGUCUAGCGGUGCGGUCGAUUUCGAGGAAGUUUUCAGAAACCUUACAAGUACAACUACUACUUGUAUUUGUACUUUAUACCUUUCCUUCUAUUGCUGAGAAAGAGGAGGAAGCCAUGGCAAUACAGAUGCCAGGGAAUCCUUCUCAUAAUGUUGAAGAUGCUGCUACUUUUAAGCCCAAAUGGUACUUCACUGAAGAAGAAAUAGAGAAACAUUCUGCAUCAAGGAAAGAUGGGAUUGGUGGUGAACAGGAAUCUCGAUUGCGGCAUUUAUAUUGCUCCUACUUACAGAAACUUGGCAUGGAGCUUAAGCUGCCUCAAGUUACCAUAGCUACUGCAAUGAUGUUAUGCCAUCGAUUCUAUAUGUAUCAGUCUCACUCAAAGAACCAUUGGCAGCAUGCGAUUUUGAUCGGAAACUCACUUUUGCAGACUGUUGCCAAUUCCAGCAUGUUCCUAGGGAGCAAAGCAGAAGAUACACCAUGCAGUUUGAGAGAUUUUGUUUUGGUUGCUUACAAAUUAAUGCACGAUCGGGAUCCUAUAGCUUCUGAAAAAAUCAGACAGAAGGAUGUUUACGAAAAGCAGAAGCAGUUAAUCUUGCUGGGGGAGCAGCUAAUUUUAGUUACUGUUGCCUUUGAUCUUAAUAUUGAACAUCCUUACAAGCCACUAGUUGCGGCUCUGAAGAAACUGGGAAUAUCACAAAAGGAAGUCUUCAAAGUAGCAUGGAAUUUUGUGAACGACUGGCUUCGGACCACUCUCUGCUUGCAAUACAAACCACACUAUAUUGCUGCUGGUUCCGUCUAUCUUGCUGCCAAGCUUCAGAAGAUAAAGUUGCCUUCUUCAAAUGGCAACUCUUGGUGGAUGCAGUUUGAUGUUUCUCCGAAACUGCUAGAAGAGGUCAUUCAACGCAUGCUUCAGUUGCUAGGGAAGACUAGCAAACAAACAAUGCCUGCUUCAUGUGAAGAUAAAGGUGAACCAAAAGCUGUCGGUGUCAAGCGAAAACUCAGCAGCAGCAGCGCUGAAUUACACAAUCCAAAUGGAUUGAUCGCUGGGCAAGCAUUGAGCAAGUAUUCUGUGGAGACUGCUCGAAUCAGUUCAGAAUGUUCAUCUGUUGUCAGUAAGAAUCCGAAGAAUCUCAAGCCUGAUCCUAAAGAUGCGCCGACAACCGAGAAUUGCCCAAGCGAGUCUGGCAGCGCAAACAGCACGGUGGAGGAUGUUGAUACUGAUUUGAUAACAGCAGAUUCAAACCAGGCAUCCUGCUGCAAGAUUGUCUCUGCUAACGAAAACUCCCAGAAAAUCGAUAUUUCAAAAAUUAGAGAGAAGCUGAAGAGAAGGAAAAUGACCAGAAAGCAGCAGCAGGGGGAUGGGAACUUAGAAGAUGAGAUGAACGACGAGGCUUGGAUCGAGAAAGAGCUGGAGAAGGGGAUAGAGUUGCUACCUGCAGCAUCAUCAUAGCGACGACAUUAUAUAGACAGUUUAGAAAUCCUCUGAAGAAUGGAGGAACACAGGUCUAGAUUGUUCGGCCGGAGUCGGGUUUCCUGUGUCUGAGAAUCUACAGCAAGAUAUACAUGUGAUCUCAUCAUUCUUUUUGUAUAAGAAUCAUGUGGACGAGAAACAAAUCUUGGUUUAUUAAUACUAUGUGUCAGCUUAAGAAUC
Andrographis paniculata is the source of this 1855-nucleotide messenger RNA. RefSeq names its product cyclin-T1-3-like. Gene Ontology annotation, molecular function: cyclin-dependent protein serine/threonine kinase activator activity. The transcript is spliced from 7 exons. The record is from RefSeq and is a predicted model, not a curated record. Lineage: Eukaryota; Viridiplantae; Streptophyta; Magnoliopsida; Lamiales; Acanthaceae. Bases 320 to 1654 code for a protein of 444 amino acids. Gene Ontology annotation, biological process: positive regulation of DNA-templated transcription, elongation; regulation of transcription by RNA polymerase II. Gene Ontology annotation, cellular component: cyclin/CDK positive transcription elongation factor complex; nucleus.